Messenger RNA from Megalobrama amblycephala (Wuchang bream), 1146 nucleotides. RefSeq names its product cytosolic 5'-nucleotidase 1A-like. Lineage: Eukaryota; Metazoa; Chordata; Actinopteri; Cypriniformes; Xenocyprididae. The transcript is spliced from 7 exons. The record is from RefSeq and is a predicted model, not a curated record. Gene Ontology annotation, cellular component: cytoplasm. Bases 65 to 715 code for a protein of 216 amino acids. Gene Ontology annotation, biological process: nucleotide metabolic process. Gene Ontology annotation, molecular function: magnesium ion binding; 5'-nucleotidase activity; nucleotide binding.
UUGAAGACAGCAUUGUUCCAUUGUCUAUAAAUACAGUAGAUGUGUCAGUUAAACACCAGAUAUUAUGAGCAAUUUAAAGAGAAAACCUUUGUCAGGCACUGAAAGCAGAAAACACAAAAUUGCAAAAACAACAACCACAAUGACAUCAUCCACCAUUGCAGUGUCAUCAUGUGCAUUAUUCAGACAAGAGACAGGGGAUAUCUAUUUUAAAGGAGCUGCUUUUCCAUUUGUCAAGGCUCUUACAAUGGUGAAUCAACGUUUGACUGAUGGCCAAGAGCGGUUUAAAAUUGUGCUGAUACCUUCUGACGGUCAGGACACUGAUCACCUGAAAAAAAACAUUGAAAAAUACGGGCUGAAUAUUGACCCAGUCUGUGAGAUUACUGGUGAAAAACCCCUCCUUGAUCAUCUUAAUGAGAUCAAGCCUGUUCUCUACCUGUCCACAAACCCACAGAAUGUGAGAGAGGCCAUCAGUGCAGGAUAUGGAGCAGCCACAAUGUUCCAGAGAGAUUACCACGAGCCCAGUGAUGAAGUGUUACGUGUGGCCUUUGAUGGCGAUGGAGUCCUGUUUUCAGAUGAGUCUGAGAGAGUCUACAAAGAGAAAGGACUACAAAGUUUCUAUGAUAAUGAACGUGAUAAGGAGGACGAACCUUUGGAACAGGGCCCACUAAGUAAGUUUUUUUCAAGCAUUGGUACAUUUCCAGCAGAAGUUCAAUAAAAAUUGUCCAAUUCGUACCUACUUGGUAACAUCACGUGGCACAUCAAGUCCUGGAAUAAGAGCCCUGAAGACUCUUCAGAAGGAAAAGCUGGAGAUAAAUGAGGCAUUCUUUCUGAGUGGUGCCCAUAAAGGGCCAGUGCUGAAAGCAAUCAGACCUCACAUUUUCUUUGACGACCAGAUCCCACACGUUGAUGGAGCCCUUCAAAAUGGGGUUAUUGGUGCUCAUGUACCUUAUGGUGUGAGCAAUGAGUGAGAAUUAAACCUGAUUUGAUUAAAGGUGUGACAUGCACUGCCCUGCAGGUGGUGUAGCACAAUAAUUUCUUCUAUAAUGUGAUUUAUAAUGUCAGGACAGCUAAAUUUGGUGAUUAUUUAUGAUUUUGUUUUUUAAGGUUUAAAGUGUAAAUGAAAUUAAGGCAAAAGCUGAUUUUAAU